AUGUCCCCAAAAUUGUUAGCAGCCCAUUUAAUCUUCCCUUCCCUCACGGGCCCUUGAAAUCUGUCCCUUAAUACGAUCUCAGUACUUUAAUGUAACAAGGACCGUUUACAAUAUUUGAAACCGUUUUACUCUCAAUUCUUCUGUAUAUUUCUUUCCACCCUUUUUACUCCAACUCUCACGGCUAGACACAAUGGCGCAAACUCCCCAGCAGCGACGACGCAACGAGGCCUUUGCCAAGGGCAAUGAAGCCAGGAUGGGCAAGUCGGAGGAUCAGAUUAAGAAGCGUGUCGAGAAGGUUCAGAAGUCUCCUAUCUCCCUGUUCUGGAUCUCUAUCCUUGGGUUCGUCAUCUUUGGUGGUCUCGUCUUCGAGGGUAUCUCCCGAUUCUUCGGUUAAGCUUCCACCAAUUGAACCUUUCUAUACUAUAACAACAUAAACACAAACAACAACCAAAACGAAUACCCUUACCAGACCUCGCUCUCAGCGAUGGUACUGCAUUUUUUUAUAUCUGGGAGAGUAAGGGUCUGCGAGCCAUCUAAAAGCUAUGGACAAGCAUGGGGCACCAGUCCAUCGUUCAAAGAAGCUGAAAGGGUGGAAGGGCACAUAUAAUUGUAUUUCGCCAUGGGGGAACCUGUAUUGAAUUCACAGGAACUCGACUUAGGGAGAACAGGCGCAAUCUGGAAUCAACAUAAAUCGACUUCUUUUCGAAGAACAAAACAAGAGG
This is a messenger RNA of Fusarium oxysporum Fo47, 722 nucleotides long. Its product is annotated as RAMP4 family protein. Lineage: Eukaryota; Fungi; Ascomycota; Sordariomycetes; Hypocreales; Nectriaceae. The record is from RefSeq and is a predicted model, not a curated record. Gene Ontology annotation, cellular component: endoplasmic reticulum. The coding region runs from base 191 to 394 and encodes 67 amino acids. The transcript is spliced from 3 exons.